Condylostylus longicornis is the source of this 1781-nucleotide messenger RNA. RefSeq names its product palmitoyltransferase ZDHHC6. Gene Ontology annotation, biological process: protein palmitoylation. The record is from RefSeq and is a predicted model, not a curated record. Gene Ontology annotation, molecular function: palmitoyltransferase activity. Bases 208 to 1434 code for a protein of 408 amino acids. The transcript has 7 exons. NCBI's taxonomy places the organism in Eukaryota, Metazoa, Arthropoda, Insecta, Diptera, Dolichopodidae. Gene Ontology annotation, cellular component: Golgi apparatus.
UUUUUAAUUCUUGAUUUAAGUAAAUCGUGUGAAGUACUUAUAAUAAUAGUUAAGCGGAUGUCAAAAUAUUACAAAUAAGAGCUAAAUUGAUGUUUAGUAAAGUAAAUAGUAAACAAUAAGGUUAAACAAUGUGUAAUUAAUAAAAUUCUAAACAUUUUUAAUUAUAUCGUGGAAAUAUUUUGUAAGAAUAUUGAGAAUAUCGGGAAUAUGAAAAAUGAAAAGUACCACAAAAUGAGUAGAUUUGGUGUAAUAGGAAAAUUUUUACAUUGGGGACCACUUACUGCUUUAGGAAUCAUAAAAUGUGUGACCAUUGUUACAUUGUAUAUGAAUUCAAUGUGGUGGCCAACAAAUUUUUCAUUAGGGGGUAAAAUAAACCAAAGUUUAUUUCUAUUGCUCUCAUCUUUAGCAACUUUUAAUUAUAUAAUGGCUACAAUAACUGGACCUGGAUUUUUACCAAAAAGAUGGAAACCUCAGAAACCAGAAGAUGUUGAACAUUUGCAGUAUUGUACAGAAUGUGAAGGUUAUAAAGCACCAAGAUCACAUCAUUGCCGUAAAUGUGAUCGAUGUGUUUUAAAAAUGGAUCAUCAUUGUCCUUGGAUCAAUGGAUGCGUUGGAUGGUCUAAUCAUGCGUAUUUUACAGCAUUUUUAGCAUUCGCUGUAUUGGGUUCAAUUCAAGCGGCUACAAUUCUUAUAUUAUCAUUUUAUCAAGGACUUCAUAGAAAUUAUUAUUUAUAUCAUGGUUAUCCACCCUCAGCUACUGUUCAAUUUAGUGUUACUAGUUUAAUAUUAUGUAUAUUUAGUUUAGGAUUAGCAGUUGGUGUAAUUAUCGCUGUAGGAAUGCUUUUAUAUUUCCAAAUUCGUGCUAUUCUUUAUAAUCGUACCGGAAUCGAAGAUUGGAUUUUGCAAAAGGCGGUUUAUCUUAGAGCUAACAAAGACGAAGAUUUUAUUUAUCCUUAUGAUUUAGGAAAAUGGAAUAACAUUCAAGAAGUUAUAAGCUGGUCUUGCGCUCCAAUUGGAGAUGGCAUUACGUGGAAAGUCAGAGAUGGUUGCGAUCAAUAUACUUUAACGCGUGAGCAACUGGCACAAAAAGCUGUAAAACGUUCUAUCACAAGGAAAUAUAGAAUUAUGCGAAGAGCUACAGGUAGUUGGUUACCAUUAUUUUCCCAAGGUUUUCGUGUUUGCUGUUCACCGCCUUGGAGUGAUGAAAAAAGACUCAAGUUAGAACCUGGCGAUACAGUUUUAGUAACACGUUGGCGUAAACAUUGGUUGUUUGGAGAAAAAUGUAUGGCAGAUAUUUCAAAUGGAACUGAUGAGAACAAGAAAAAGCAUUGGAAAAAAUCUGAAAUUCGUGGUUGGCUCCCAAGAAGAUGUGCUGUUGAGAUUAUUGAAAAUGACGAAUAUGCAUCAGACAAUGAAAAAGAAAAGGAUUUAUAAUUGCAUUAGCAAACAAAAAUUAAGGAAUACUUCCAUUAUUAUUUUAUUUUCAUUAACUUUCUUUUAAAUUUUACUUAAAUUUUUUAAUUUUAUAAAAUGUUUCUUAUUUGUUCAUGGUUUUGAAGUACAAUGUUAAUAUUAAGAUUUUGGAAUUUAUUAAUGUAUAAACGAUUACUUAAGCCUUUAUAUUUCCUAUGUCUAUUCGAAAUUGUGGAACAAGAAAAGAAAACUUAGCAACAAGAACUGAUUAAAAUCAUUUUGUUAAUAGCAAUUUAUUCCAAUUUUUUACUAAUUGUUCAAAAAUAUUUAAGGUGAUACUAAAAAUAGAAAUUGUAGAUAACUUGAUA